This is a messenger RNA of Monoraphidium neglectum, 372 nucleotides long. RefSeq lists its product as hypothetical. NCBI's taxonomy places the organism in Eukaryota, Viridiplantae, Chlorophyta, Chlorophyceae, Sphaeropleales, Selenastraceae. The transcript is spliced from 2 exons. Bases 1 to 372 code for a protein of 123 amino acids. The record is from RefSeq and is a predicted model, not a curated record.
AUGUUGACCAGGGAGUGCGCGUCGGUCGUGCGCCGCAAGCUGUGCCUGCGGCGGCUGGCGCUGCACGAGGGUGCCAAGUCGUGCGGCGGCGGCGGCGGCGGCGGCGGCACGGGCGCGGGGGCGGCGGGAAUAGCGCUGCUACUGGGGCAGCCGGGGCAGAUGGAGGCGAUGGUGGAUCAAUGCCUUGACAAUAUGCCGGCGGACCUGAUUCGUGAGGUCGAGCAGGAGGACACUUUGGUCCGCAGCAUCACGGGCGUCGCGGCGCAGCGGCUGGCCGCGGCGGAGGCCGGGGAGCUACUGCGCACGAUGCGCGCCGCGGUGGACGCGCGGGGCCACCGGGGCCGCGGCGCGCUGGGCCUGGGGUGGUGGUAG